CGAAAAAAGCUCUUCUCGUUCUUGUUUUCAACGGUUACGCUUUAUCUUGGAAGGCACCAAACUUUAAAAGCAAAUUGUAAUACAAUUUCUCAUUAAUUUUCAUUAUGAGCAGGUAUAAGCUUUUUAUUGGUCACCUUUCUCCAGACGUACGAACUCGCGAUCUCGAAAGAUUUUUUAAAGACCAUGGUUUUUCGAAAUCGAUCACGGAAGUCGUUGUCAAAACAGGAUAUGGAUUUGUGAUUUUUGAUGACCGACGUGAUGCUGAUGAUGCCAUUUAUGAGCUCAAUGGAAAAGAAUUGCUGGGGACACGCUUACAAGUCGAAUUUGCAAAACCAUCUGGGCGUUCUGAAGAUCGUGGCAGAAGUUAUGGUGGUGGUGGUGGUGGCGGUGGUACCAGAUCAAGGGACGAAAGAGGUGGCAGUAGAAGUUACAGUGACAGAGGAGGUGGAUACAGUAGCAAAUAUGGACGCCCUUACAACACAGAAUAUCGUUUGAUCAUUGAGAAUCUGUCUACAAGGUGUAGUUGGCAGGACAUAAAAGAUUAUUUCCGACAAGCUGGUGAAGUUACUUUUGCAAAAUGUCACCGUGAAAAGAUGGGAGAAGGCGUCGUUGAGUUUGCCACCCACAAGGACAUGCAAAAUGCGAUUCGAAAGUUGGACGAUACAGAGUUAUUUGGAAAGAGAAUAAAACUCAUAAGCACAUUUCGUGGCUCUGGCUCCAGAUCUCGAUCACGAAGCCGUAGUCGUUCACCAAAAAGACAUUCUCGCUCGUUUUCGCGUUCUCCUGUUCGCCGCGUAUCACGAUCGCGCUCACCUCCACGAAGAAGUUUAUCGAGAAGUCCAAGAAGAUCUUUGUCCAGGUCUCGUUCGCGUUCACUAAGAUAAGGUGGAAUCGUUUUCUUCCAUCAUCGUUUGGUGAAGAUUAUAACUAAAUGUGUAAACGAAUCUGCGAUUUAACUUGUACGAAGUGAUAGCCAAGCAGACGCCGUGUAAAUAUUUUAACGCCUGUGCUUUGCUUUAUAUUCAAGUAUAUCGUGUUAAAAUGUUUUUAAAA
Messenger RNA from Hydractinia symbiolongicarpus, 1053 nucleotides. Its product is annotated as serine-arginine protein 55-like. The record is from RefSeq and is a predicted model, not a curated record. Lineage: Eukaryota; Metazoa; Cnidaria; Hydrozoa; Anthoathecata; Hydractiniidae. Gene Ontology annotation, cellular component: cytoplasm; ribonucleoprotein complex; nucleus. The transcript is spliced from 8 exons. Bases 105 to 884 code for a protein of 259 amino acids. Gene Ontology annotation, biological process: mRNA splice site recognition; alternative mRNA splicing, via spliceosome. Gene Ontology annotation, molecular function: mRNA binding.